Molecule: messenger RNA, 1880 nt
Organism: Schizophyllum commune H4-8
Lineage: Eukaryota; Fungi; Basidiomycota; Agaricomycetes; Agaricales; Schizophyllaceae
Exons: 5
Coding region: 60-1553 (497 amino acids)
Biological process (GO): ubiquitin-dependent protein catabolic process; regulation of protein catabolic process
Cellular component (GO): proteasome regulatory particle, lid subcomplex; proteasome complex
Molecular function (GO): enzyme regulator activity
Source: RefSeq, a predicted model, not a curated record
GCCAACUGCCAACGCCGUCCCAGACACCCAUCACAUAGACCUCCAUCUUCCUCGCCACCAUGGCCGACGUCGAAAUGAAGCCCGCGGAUGCCAAAGACAAGAAGGACGAGAAGACGGAGAAGAAGGAGGAGGCGAAGCCGGUGCCGCCCCCGACGCCUCAGCAAGAAAUCAAGGCAAACUUGGCGCUCAUCGACCGUGCGGUGUCGACGAUGGAGCCUAGAUUCACCCAUCGGGUGCUCAGGACGUUGACAGCAUUGAGGAAACGGAUAGAUGAUUCGGUGCUCCGGGAUGCGAUCCAGGACGCGUACCCCGCAGAAUCCGCCGUUAAGAGCUCGCUGCUUGCAUGGCUCCCCUCAUCCUCGCAAUCAUCGAUGGAGGUUGACCCAACGCCCUCCAAGGCGCCCUCGUCAGACCCCGUCCCCGAAGUCGAGGUCUACUUCCGGUUGCUGAUCACGCAUCACGUACUUGCCAACCCUUCGACCUACAAGAAAGCCUUGGAACUGGUGCACGAGACUGUUCAGAUCAUGCAGCAGCUCAACAGGCGGAGCAUGGACCCCAUCGCUGCCAAGGUCUGGUUCGCGGUGGAGCGCGCGUACGAGCUCGGUGGCGAGCUUGCAGAUGCACGACCUCUAUUCCUCGCCGCACAGCGCACGGCUGCCCUCCGUCAUGACGAAGACACCGAAGCCUCCCUCAUCAACCGCCUCAUCCGGAGCUACCUGCACUACAGCCUCUACGACCAAGCCGACAAGCUCGUCGCAAAGACUGUAUUCCCCGAGUCUGCCAGCAACGCCCAGUUCGCUCGCUACAACUACUAUGUCGGCCGCAUGCGCGCUGUGCAACUGAACUACAGCGCUGCUCACGCCGGCCUGCAACAAGCAAUCCGCCGCGCGCCACCAGCGAAGACCGCGCCGGGCUUUUACCAGGCCGUGCACAAGCUCUACGUGAUUGUUGAGCUGCUCAUGGGCGACAUUCCGGACCGUGGCCUUUUCCGGCACCCAGUGCUCGAGAAGUCGCUCGCUGCGUACUUUGACAUCGUCAAAGCCGUCCGCACGGGCUCCCUCUCCACCUUCCAGAACUCCCUCGCCACCCACGCCGCCCAAUUCGAGGCCGACCGCACCCAGACGCUCGUCGUCCGGCUGCGCCAGAACGUGAUCAAGACCGGCAUCCGCCGCCUCUCCCUCGCCUACUCGCGCAUCUCGCUCCGCGACAUCUGCGUCAAGCUGCACCUCGACUCGGAGGAGGACGCGGAGUACAUCGUGGGCAAGGCGAUCCGCGACGGCGUGAUCGACGCGAAGAUCGUGCACGACAAGGGCUGGAUGGAGUGCGUCGGGCAGAAGACGGGGUACGGGCCGGAGGUCGGCGAGGCGUUCCAGAGGCGAAUUGCGUACUGUUUGGAGCUGCAUAAUCAGAGUGUGAAGGCGAUGCGGUACCCGCUCAAUGCGCAUAGGAAGGAGUUGCAAGCGGCCGAGGGCGCGCGCGAGCGCGAGAAGGAAUUGGCCAAGGAGAUUCAGGAGGGAGACCUGGAUGAAGAUGACAUGGAGGGUGACUUCUAAUUUUGUGUGUAUACGGUUGGCAGCAACACGCGAUAAAGUCUACAUUUCUGUCCGAACUUCUCCUCCAAGGUGCUAUGGACCCAUCGCCACCUUCUGUUCAUGGACGGGCUGUCGCAGCGCUGCAAUCAGCACGGAACUGGCGGUCUUGAUGAUUACCUCGACACCAUAUACCUACUGCACUACCCCACAGAGUUCAAGUGCCCCAUCUUCGAGGACUGUAUGUGCCCUGCGAGUACACCUCUAGCAGCGUCUUGAGGCUUGUUGGUAACGGAGGGAAAGAAGGACAUUUGAUUUACCCCCGAAUGGGAAUUUACUGUUGUCCGCGUG